Drosophila navojoa is the source of this 2913-nucleotide messenger RNA. Its product is annotated as protein Cep78 homolog. Gene Ontology annotation, molecular function: protein binding. Gene Ontology annotation, cellular component: centrosome; ciliary basal body. The record is from RefSeq and is a predicted model, not a curated record. Gene Ontology annotation, biological process: cilium organization. NCBI's taxonomy places the organism in Eukaryota, Metazoa, Arthropoda, Insecta, Diptera, Drosophilidae.
AAUUUAUUCAGUAAAUCGUUGAUGACGGUAUUGAUCAUUUUGUUGCUGAGUAGGCAAGGUUUUUGAUGAUUACAAAUGUCUGAAUGUUAAAGUAGUCGUAACAAAUCAAAAUAUUUUAUAUAUUUAUAAUCUUCGGCCAAUUGGAAUACAAACACGGACGUGCUAUUGUGUGUUAUAUUUUAUAUGUCUGGAAAUACGAGGGAACACUAGGAUUAUAAAAACGAAUUCUUAGAAAACAGUGCAAUAUCUCAAGCAAGAAAUUAAAUGCAAACAUGUCUCUUUUUGCACGUGGACGCGAGACUAAAAAGAGAAACAGUGUGGUGAUAACGGUCCCUCCGCUGGUAAAGAAAUCGAGCAAGAGCCGUUCCUUUCAUUUCCGUUAUUUAGAGCUGUGCCGUGCCAAGAACUUGACACCGGUGCCAGACAUACGCUCCAAUCCGAAUGCAACCACAUUUCUCGAUUUGCUGGGUGAUAAGCUGGGCGUCAGCGAAUGGCUACUGAUUAUCGAGGCACUGCACUAUGAUCUAGUGCUACAGACAUUGGCAAUACGCAUGCGCCGCACCAAUGGAAACAAUAUUGUUUUACCAAUUGACACUGAAAACCGUGCACGGCUCUUCCGUCAAAAGCCGGUCAUAUAUACGCGUUUCAUUUUUAACAGUCUAGUCGAUGCGAUCUCCAAUUGUGUAAAGCUCAACAAGAAUCUCACCGUGUUGAAACUUGAGGGUCUGCCGCUGCAGGAUGGCUACAUUGAGUGCAUUGCCAAGGCUUUAGCCUCCAAUGACUGCCUCAAGGAGGUCAGCUUCCAGAAAUCUUACAUUGGCGACAAGGGCUGUGAGGCGAUUUGCAGCACCGUCAAGUACUUGAAUCACGUGGAGAUAUUCAACAUCUCCGAGUGCAAUAUUAGCUCAAAGGGCGCCGACUAUGUUGCUGAUAUGAUUAAGAUGCAAAAGAUAACGCGGUACUCCGAGGGCUGGGAGAAGUCGCUGCGAUAUCGCAGCGUCGAUGUUGAUUCGAUCGCGGGUCUACGCUACAUUGCGGUGGCCAACAAUCCGGACUUGGGCGACAAUGGAGUGCGGCCAAUAGCCGAGGUGCUCAAGGAGGAUGCCUGGGUCAAGACCGUCGAUAUGGAGAACUGCGGCCUGACCGACUGUGGUGCGAACAUAAUCCUCGAGUGCCUCAGUCUGAACAGCGCCAUCACCGAGUUCAAUGUGCGCCACAAUCCUGGCAUUAGCAAGUUCCUCAUGCGCCAGAUACGCGAUCAUUUUGGCAAGGAGGACGAGGAGAAGAUGAACGAGCCGAAGUACGACCUGAGCUGCAUCAAUGGCCUGCAGAGCCUGCCGAAGACCCAGAAGUACAGCAUCUCCCAGCUGCUCGCGCACACCAAGACGCUGGAGGAGCAGUUGUCCUUGGAGCGCACGUUGCGCAAGAAGGCCGAGAAGCUCAAUGAGAAGCUCAACCAUCAGCUGAUGUCCAUGGGCCAGGGCGCAUCGGCUCCGUUGAUUCCACCACCGCCGUUGCCGGAGAAGGUGGUCGAGGCCACAGCUCUGCCCAAGGGCUAUGUGCUAGUGAAGAACGACUACAUGCAGUCCUUCAACAAAACUCCUCGUCUGCUCAGCAGCUAUAAGAAUGGGCCCCAACUGGUCACUCCCUCCGGGCCGCUGGUCAAUAGCGCUGUCACCAGUUCGGACUCCACGCCACGCAGCGCCAACGCAACUCUACGGAAGCAACAGAAGCAGCAGCAGCAACAGCAACAACAACAGCUCCAACACCAUCUGGAGUUGUCGCCCGAGGAUCUGGAGGUGGACGUGGAGGAUGAAGAGGAGGACGAAGACGAUGAAGAGCAGCAGCAGGCAUAUCAAGCCAUGGCCGAUAAUCCACAGUUGCGUCAGCAGCUGCAGGUGCGCAAGGUGCGCAGCGAGAUGAAGUAUGUGGAGGCAUGUGCCAAGGAAGCCAAGAAACGUGAAUCCAAAUCGGAUCACGAGUUUGCCAACGAGCGUGAUUUCAAGCUCAAUCCGAAUGUCCAGUUCGAGGUGGACAUUGGCGACAGCUGUCUGGUCAAUGAGCAGCAAAUGGAGCGCGAGCGCUACGAGAGCCGUGAGGAGAUCGAGUACUAUGAGCACCAGGAGAUGAUGCAGAAGCAGCACAGCAACUCCCACUAUGAGCCCGAGUACAUUGGGGAUGGUGUGCGCAACGAUAGCCACAAGAAUAGUGCCAAGAUCAAGAAACAGUACGGCGAGAUAGGCAACAGUCAGAUGGCCUUGUACAUGGCUGAGCUGGAGCGCAAGAUUAAUGGUAAGUCGGCCAAGAAGCGUCACAAAUCGAAGCAAUCAAUGGAUUCGCCGCACGGACGCGAGGUGAAGAACAGCGACUAUGUGCAUGUGGAGACCUUUAUGGCCAAUAUGGAGCAGUCUUCGCAGGACUCGCCAAAUAACGACUCUGACUCCGAGGGCGAGAAGACGGAGAGCACCACCCGUGCCCAGUCGGAUGGCAAUGGCAACGACAGUGGCAGCGGCAUGUCAGGCAUGAAAGUAUUCGUACGCCGCACUUCCCACUACGAGGAGGAGCAGGAGGAGAUCAUUCAAGUUAAGGAUGCUGGCGAUCAGAUUGUCUCGCCGCGCACCGUCUACUUGGAGCUACAGAGAAAAAAGUCAGAGAAAAAUCAUUGAAUACUAAGCCGGAGGCCGCCACAACACACAACACAACACAACACCUAAAAACUGGAAGUAUUUGUAGUAGUCCAAACAGCUCGAAAUGAUAAAGGAAGAAAUCAAGCGCCCCACCACAAAGAUAACAUUCAGAGCGUAGGACCAAAUUUUCAGUUACCAUUGAGAUCCAUUCUAACGCUUGAAGAUAUUGAUUUUGCACGUAUUGUUGCGAUUAUUAUGUACAUAUAUAGAUAUAUGUAUAUAUAUA